GUCUUGCGCAGGCGUAGUCCAUGGCGCGUUCCCGGAAGAGCAGAGGUGGGCGCAGUGUGGUCCCAGCCCGUGGCCCCUGGGUCCAUUAGGGAGAUGAGGAGGAAGCUAGUGAGGGGAGAGCCAGCAGAAAACUUAUAGCCCAGCUUUGAUUAAAGAUGACUUCCUUGUUUACUCAAGAAAUUCACCUUUCUAAAAGACAUGAAGAAAUAGUAUCACAAAGAUUAAUGUUACUUCAGAAAAUGAAAAAUAAAUUUGGAGAUCAAAACGCAGAAAGGACCUCUCUCCUCCAAGCCACUGAGAUUGCUUCUAGAAGAAACCUCCAGCUCUUGCAGGACAUAGACGCUGCAGAGAAGGCUUUUCAGACCAAGCUUAUCCCACACCCACAGCCUGUGGUGCUUUCUCUUGAGACUCGUUACUGGGCAUCAGUAGAAGAACAUGUCCCCAAAUGGGAACCGUUUCUUUUAGGAAGAGCACUGUAUCCAGUUCGUACUGAAAAUCAAAAUGAGGCACCAUUCGUUCAAAAAGAGGCAAAAUCAUGACUUAUUCAUAUGCUCUUUAAAAAAAAAAAACCUAUUUGAUAAAACUAUGUAAGUCAUGGCAGGAACUUAGGGAAGAAGUUUUAUUUUGUCAUUGUUUUCUAUUGUUUCAUUGUUUCAUUGUUUCCUUGGCAGCAGCAGUAUGAUAGUUCUCUGGAAAGUCUCAGGUUAGACCCUUGUACAGUCAUAGAUUCGCCAAGAAAAGUGUUAAAAAUUAAUGGUAAGGCAUAAUGUUUGUUAAGGUGGUGUUAAAUCCGUGUUGUGUGUGCUUACAGCCCACAGCCUCGCUCUCCACUGACCGGGCUGGCUACAGGUGUCUUACAGCCGUGGUUUCCCAUCAUUCACAACAGGAACUGGAGCAGGGCCGAGGCGCUGGCUUGCUUACGUGAAAGGCCGCCAUGCUUCAGCUGCUCUUGUUCAAUACUAGUUAUCAGAAAAUAGAUUCAUGUGGUUGUGUGCCUCAGACAGCCUUCUCCAAGUCCUUAACUAUAAAGCAUUCAAUAGUUAGCCAGUUUGGGGAAGGCUCAAGAUGGUUUUGAAAAAAAAUCUAUGAGAGCUGGGAAUGGCUACUCAGUUCUGACAGGGUUAUUUGAAGAUUACCAACCUUGUGAAAACAAAUGCCCCUCCCGAAAUGCUGUCAGCUCCCCUCCCCCUCCUUCCUAUUAUUAUCUCUGAAACUUAAAAAUAAAACAAACUCGGAAAGCUGUGGGUCACAACGCUCAGCAGAGCUUGAGUCUCCAGUUCCUUACUGGCUGCCUGAGUACUGGGAAAGAAACAGAGUGUGGUUUCCUAGCUGUGGAGGCAGCUUCCAGUGAGAUGCCUGCGCUGCGCUGUACCACAUGGAAGCGUUCUGAAUCGUAAAUGCGGUUUUAUUGUGGUAAAAGUUCUUCUUCCUUUUGUUUGUUUUUUGUUGCCUUUAAGAUAAAGAUCUCACUCUAUAGGCCAAGCUGGCCUUGAAGUCACAGCUACCCUGUUUUAGCCUCUAAAUACUGGGAUUAGAGGUAUGAGCCCCGAUAUUUAGGUUGUUUGUAUUUUUAAAAGAAGACAACAGAAUAAGUUAAAAUGCACAUAAACACUACGACAAAAAAACUAGUAAAGCAUCCAUUGUGCAACACGUUCCUGUUCACUACCAUCUUGAACCGUCCUGUUGAGUGGGUGUUGGUGUGGGUAACAAUAACAUUGUUUUCAUAAUAUGUGCUGGCAGAUUAGCACACUUCUCUGCAGUGUUAACAGUUGUAAUUAAGGAACAAACAGCACAGGGUGUCAGUCCGAUGACAAUUUCAUCUAUAGUGUCACAAUACAAAAUGUCACAAAAUAUUAGAGCUGUUAUAUAGCUAUAAAAAGUAUCGUCUUAAGAGCUGAAGGCAUCUCAGAGAGGAGACAGAGAUUGGAGGAAAUGGAACGCUGACUUAGCGGCCAGAACAAUUUUAUACAUUCUCAAGACUGUCAUGAAAACAAAUUGAUAAUUUUUUCUGUUACAUUACAGUUUGGGCUCCAGCCAUCCAGUUGAUUUAGCAGGAAAAUGCAGGUUUCUUAGCAGCUCCAAAUCAGUAAACAGAUUUAGAUGUAGAAAGGAACAUGAGGUUUAUUUAUUUAUUUAUUUUUUGUAAAUCAUCUAGUCUCCCAGCAUAUGCACAUAAAAAGGUGAAUGAAGCAACGUGAAACUUACUUCUCUUUAGUCAAGUGAAAAAAGGCUAAACAUUUGUUAGCUGGUAAAAUAUUGUGUCAAGUAAGCGGGAACAUUCCAAAAUUAAGCAGUGGUUGAUAUGUUAACGUCCUCAAAUAUUUCAGUGCUCACUUCCUUUGAGAUCUGUAAAUUAAAUCACCAGUAGGUGGAAUUAAAAUACAAAACGAAUGGCAAUGUAACCUCUCCGGAAAGGCUUUGUGUUUUCUCUCUCCCCUACAUCGACUGACUUGCUAGCUUCAUUUGGUAAUUUUUUAAGUGUAAUCUAAUAAAGCUUACACAAUUUUGA
Molecule: messenger RNA, 2509 nt
Organism: Apodemus sylvaticus (European woodmouse)
Lineage: Eukaryota; Metazoa; Chordata; Mammalia; Rodentia; Muridae
Gene: Cep15
Product: chromosome 8 C3orf14 homolog
Exons: 5
Coding region: 156-539 (127 amino acids)
Source: RefSeq, a predicted model, not a curated record